CGGCGGCACGCACACUCGGAGGCACGCAGCACAACACCAUGGUCUCAUGGAUCAUCUCUAGACUGGUUGUGCUCAUUUUUGGCACAUUGUAUCCUGCCUACUCUUCUUAUAAAGCUGUGAAAUCCAAAGAUGUAAAGGAAUAUGUAAAAUGGAUGAUGUACUGGAUAAUAUUUGCACUUUUCACAACUGCAGAAACCUUCACAGAUAUUUUCCUUUGCUGGAUUCCAUUUUACUAUGAACUUAAAAUUGCCUUUGUGGUCUGGCUGCUAUCUCCGUACACAAAAGGUUCCAGUGUUCUCUACAGGAAGUUUGUUCAUCCUACUCUUUCAUCUAAAGAAAAGGAAAUAGAUGAGUACCUUUCUCAAGCAAAAGACAAAAGCUAUGAUGCCCUUGUACACUUUGGAAGGAGAGGCCUAAACGUAGCAGCUACAGCAGCUGUAACAGCUGCUGCAAAGGUUUCUCACCUUCUUGAUAUGAUCAAGUGCUGGGAAGCUUUGGAAGAGAAGGGUCAGGGUGCACUAUCUGAAAGGCUACGGAGCUUCAGCAUGCAAGAUUUAUCAGCUAUUCAGAGAGAUGGGACUGUUCAAGGCGCAGCUCCUUCACGGACACCUACUGCACAGCCCAGAUCCAGAAUCAUAUUAAGGAGCAACUCAGAAGCUGCUGCAGGGGAGGAAGUAGACAUCAGAGACAAUGAGGUGCUGUAUACUGAUCUGUGUGACAAGACAAAGUGCACCACUCCUUCAGAAGAUGCCUGUUGUGAUGAUGUAAUGGAAAUUAAGCCUAAAGCCAGAUCACAAAAGAGAAGGGCUCCAGAGCCUCCUCCUAGAGUUCUUAGGCCUCGUAUCAAAGCAAGGAGUAUCUCGUCUUCAAACAGUGACACCAUGUGACUGCAAGAGGAUGUUGGGGCGCUGCCAUCAGAAUUCCACAUCAAGAUUGCUUCACUGCCUUAAUGAGAAUACAGUCAACUUACAGAAAGAGAACAGAAACAAUCCGUACAAGGCAUUAUGAUGUUGAUCCUACCAAAGGCAGCAGAGUUUUCCUUUCAUGACUUUUUGAUUGGGUUUGUCUUUUAAUUAAUUUAUUAUUUUUUAUUUUAUGGUGCUGUUUUCCAUUUUGAAAGGAAUGAUAGAAAAGUUGAGAAUUUGUACACACAACUGUUUGGGCAAUUGAUUAUUACAGAAUUGCCUGAAUUAAAACAAUCAAGUUAACUUCGGCACUUCUCAUGGUAAACAGUACAUUUAAAGAUGCGUCAGCCCCCUGAUUGGCAUGGUUAUUUUCACAUUUGGAGUUGCUUGUAGGGGUCAAUUUAUGUUAUCUGUUUUGCAGGCAGGGUCAUGUGUCCUAGAAGUGGUACUGGUGUUUUCGUCAUAAUUUCUAAUUGUUUACAAAUACAGAAUCUUACUGCACACAUAAUAAAUCUACUCUUUAAAUUUUUGCAACAGGUCCGUUUUCCAAUGUAGGCUUACAACAAAGGAAAUUUUGAGAGAUGAAUGGGGAGCAUCAAGUAAAUGUUUUAAAAUCAGUCUCAUUUGCUGCCUUCCUGAGUUGGUGAAAAAUAAUAGGAAAAUAUAGUUUGUAUUAUCAUUAUUAUGCAAGUAUGUAUGUUACCAUCAAGAUUACCAACUGGCUCCUAAUGAACUCAUACAAUGAAAUAAUGUUAUAAUGAGCAGUAGUAAGUACCGGAGUUUUUGAAGAAAUAAUGUAUACUAACUACAGUAUACCCAUCCAUCCAUCCAUCCAUUUUUCUCUACUUUUCUUUUUGUGCAGGGGCAUGGGGUAACCACAUUCUUAAGAUUUAAGUGAAUAAAUGCUGUGCACUAGUCUUAAUAGCUUUUUGAAACAAGUGAAAUGAAAAGGGGAUUCACAUCUUUGUAUAAUGCAGUCCAAUUUCUCAAAAAGACAUAAGUUCCAUUUUCUGCAUCCACUUUUUGUCCAUUGCAGAGACUAAACAGAAACUACUGUACACAGAGAGACAUAGUACAGUUUAAAUACAGCUAAGCUAUGCAUUUUAACAAGAAAAACUACUACUUUGCAGCUCAUCUACAAAUAAGUUAGGGAUAUAUUGGUAUAUGAAAUAAAAGCAGUCAAGGAACACUUUUUUAUAAUUGGACAUUUAAUCAAACUACAAUAUUUCAUUUGUUCCAUGUUUCUAGACAUGCUAGUUAUGGUUUGAUUGAAAGUUAAACCAUUAGUUGAGUGAUUGUUCUUUUACUUCCCACUUUUUAUAGUGAGCACUGUUAUAAAGGUGUUUACAAAAAAUAUAACCGUACGUUUUUAGGCAACUGACAAAAAGGAAGCUGUGUACCUAACUGAACCACUCAGUGCUUUCCUGGAGUGUGGAUCAGGGUUUGAACAACUAAUCAACUGAACUGUUGACAGCAAACAUGGCCAAGUUAACAGAACCAGAAAGUAAUGCUAGCCAAAUAUGUGCCUUUCUAUCACCUAAUUUUUUUGGGAAAUCAAUGUUUCCUUAACCGGUUUCCCCAGCAAGUGUUAGGAGGCCUACAGACAAAAAAAA
Polypterus senegalus (gray bichir) is the source of this 2518-nucleotide messenger RNA. RefSeq names its product receptor accessory protein 1 (gene reep1). The record is from RefSeq and is a predicted model, not a curated record. Gene Ontology annotation, cellular component: cytoplasmic microtubule; endoplasmic reticulum tubular network; endoplasmic reticulum membrane. Gene Ontology annotation, biological process: endoplasmic reticulum tubular network organization. The coding region runs from base 39 to 887 and encodes 282 amino acids. The transcript has 9 exons. Gene Ontology annotation, molecular function: microtubule binding. NCBI's taxonomy places the organism in Eukaryota, Metazoa, Chordata, Cladistia, Polypteriformes, Polypteridae.